AGGGCAGUAUUGGUCAUGAUAUGGUGAUAAAACCAUUACCACAUGACUUGUCACCUAAUCAAAAGGAAACUUCACAUCAUGUGAUAUUUAAACGAGAAGUUGAUACUUCAGAGCAUUUAAGUGAUUUUGCCUUCAUGGAACCCGAUGAUGUUGCCACUAGUGAAAAAUUGGAAAAAUUACAAAAUCGCCACAAAAGAUCUGCUCAUCGUACCACACUGGAAGAUAUAGAACUAGAAGAGGAACAACUUGAAGCCGAUGAUGGUCUAGAGGAAAAUGAAUUCGCUGAUCAUAAACGAGCCAAGCGACAAGCUCCCUAUAUAAUAUAUCCAGAAAUUUUAGUAAUCGUUGACUAUGAUGGUUAUCGUCUGCAUGGUGGUGAUAAUUUGCAGGUGAAACGUUAUUUCAUCUCUUUCUGGAAUGGUGUUGAUUUGAGAUAUCGUUUACUCAAAGGUCCUAGAAUACGCAUCAGUAUAGCUGGCAUUAUUAUAUCAAGAGGUCGAGAUGCUACACCUUAUCUGGAAAGAAAUCGUGUUGGUAGAGAUGCUAUUGAUUCAGCGGCCGCUCUAACCGAUAUGGGUAAAUAUUUGUUCCGUGAGAGAAGAUUACCCGUCUAUGAUAUAGCCGUAGCCAUAACAAAGUAUGAUAUGUGUCGAAGGCGUAAAGGAGGUCGUUGUACCAAAGGCACAGCGGGCUUUGCUUAUGUCGGAGGCGCCUGUGUGGUGAACAAACGUUUGGAAAAAGUCAACAGUGUUGCUAUCAUUGAGGAUACUGGCGGUUUCAGUGGCAUCAUUGUUGCUGCUCAUGAAGUGGGCCAUUUACUUGGUGCUGUUCAUGAUGGUUCACCACCACCCAGUUAUUUGGGUGGACCUGGAGCUCAACGUUGCCGUUGGGAGGAUGGUUAUAUAAUGUCCGAUUUACGGCAUACAGAAAGAGGUUUCCGUUGGUCUCCUUGUACAGUGCAAAGUUUUCAUCAUUUCUUAAAUGGUGACACAGCAACAUGUCUGCACAAUGCUCCCCAUGAAGAUAGUGCUUUGGGACGCUCACUGCCCGGUACACUGCUCUCACUAGAUGCUCAGUGUCGAAGAGAUCGUGGUACCUAUGCUUGUUUCAAAGACGAGCGUGUUUGUGCGCAAUUAUUCUGUUUCGAUGCUCAAACAGGUUACUGUGUAGCCUAUAGACCGGCAGCAGAAGGUUCAUCGUGCGGUAAUGGUUUGCAUUGUUUGGAUGGACGGUGUACACCUUUACCCUCAAAUGUUAUACCCAAUUAUGGUCAUCAAUAUCGUUUGGGAUACAAUAACAGUCUACAAAAUGCAGCUGCCACAAAUCCCGAACAACAGCACGACGAACACGAGGAAGAACACGAUGACAAUGAUGAAGAUGGCGAAACAGCUAAUGAUGAUGGUGCAAACAAUGAGGGCAAUGGUGGUGAUGAAGAUAAUGAUGAAAGCAAUGAAACUAUAGAAAAACUAAAACGUAAGUUGUCGUCUAAUAAUCUAACAACAAAAACUUUGCAACUACAGCAACAACAAUUGCCCACCACUGUUAUGCCCCUAACUACUACUUACUUAGCUACUGCCACGCCUCGUUAUGGCAGUAAAUCCAGCACAGGACGUACUAGUUUAGCUACACCCUUAUUUUAUGAUAAUUACUCUAAGAAAACGCAACAAAAUCAUAAUAGCAACAAUCAAAGGCCUUCAAAUGGGGCGGAAAAUAAAAGCAAAUUAAAAGAUGGUAAAACGCCCAAAGUGCCGGAGGCUAAAGCAGAAGAUGAAGAGGCUACAUUUGAGGCACAAUUUCUAAAACGUACGCCUGUUAAUACUCGCUCUACAAACGAGGAAGAGGAUGUUAAUGAUGCCUUUACUAGUAGUAGUAGUAGUUUAAAUAAUAAUAACAAUAAUCCUUAUUUUAAUACUAAAACCACCAAAACUACCGGUAAACGUAGUAAUAGUAAUAAUUCUAGAUAUAAUCAUAAUAAUAAUCAAAAUAAUGAAUCGACACGUUUACCCCAACAACAACAACAAACGCCUCUAUUUGUAACAAAUUUUAUUGGUGAUAAUACACAACAACGUUUAACCACCAUUCGACAACAACAGCAACAACAUCAACAACAACAACCGCAACAACAGGCAACUUCUACUACAACAUCUUUGCAACAUUAUAAUAAUCAUCAAAUCUCUAGCACACCAACACCACAACAACAACAAACAUCAUCACCUUACCAUCAACUACAACAACAAUCAUAUGAUUCUAUAUAUUUACUCUCUAGCACCACCAGAAGACCUAAAAUAAAAACACAAAAACUUAUACGAAGAUUACGCACACAAAUCAAAUGAUCAGCAACAAACAAUCAAUCACUCAUCAAAAAAAAAAACCAAAAUAAAAUUUGAAAAAAAUGAUUUUUUUGAUUCAAAAACUUCUUCUAAAUUCUGUUGUAAACCCAGUUUUACUUAAGAAAUUUGAAAUCAAAACAUAAACCAUAAACUGUUAUAACUUUUUUUGUUUAUGUGUGUGGUUAAUUGGAAAGCCUUUCCAUUUUGAUGAUAACUGCUGCUAUAAAACUGUAGAUGUUUCUUAUGCAAAGCUGCCUUAGUGGAUAAAAAAAAAUCUAUAGAAUUAAAAAGAAAUUUAGUUAAAAUUUUAUACUUUUUUUUUACAAAACUAUAAAGUUAAACAUACUCAUUGUAACAAAAUAUAAAAAAAACACAAGCUGUUUAUCAUUUUAAUUAACAUUUAAACUUUAUAUUAAACAUUAAAGAACAAUUCUCAUUUCAUCAACAACACAAACACAUUGGACAUUUUGUAAUCCCUGACGUUUCUCAAACUUCUUUUUAUUUAAAACAUACAACUAUUAAACAAUCAAGCAAUCAAACAACCAAGCAAUCAACCAACCAACCAAUCAAACAACCAAGCAAUCACCACUUCAUACAAUCACACCAUUAAACUUUUUAAUUAAAUUUUGUAAAAAUUUAAAAA
This is a messenger RNA of Lucilia cuprina (Australian sheep blowfly), 2973 nucleotides long. Its product is annotated as A disintegrin and metalloproteinase with thrombospondin motifs 16. Gene Ontology annotation, molecular function: metalloendopeptidase activity. Gene Ontology annotation, biological process: proteolysis. The transcript has 11 exons. NCBI's taxonomy places the organism in Eukaryota, Metazoa, Arthropoda, Insecta, Diptera, Calliphoridae. The record is from RefSeq and is a predicted model, not a curated record. The coding region runs from base 21 to 2333 and encodes 770 amino acids.